GAGCGAGCGGGCGGGCGGGCGAGGUGACGCCCUCGCCCCAGGCACAGGCUCUCGGCGUUUGCUCGUGGGACCCCGGCUUCCGCGUACCCCAUGGCAACGUGUGUGUGCCCACGGGGAUGGGGGUGUCCCCGGAGGUCACCGCCGCCUCCUCGGCUGCCGUAGGGUCCCGCGUGAGGCUUGUGCGGGUUGGGGUGUGCGCGCCUUCGAGUCACCCCCCACCCCACCCCCCAAGUCUCGGUUUUCGCUGCCGUCGAGCCUCAGGCGAUCCUCGCCGGGAUUGGGGUGUCCUCGGAUUGGGGGGGGUCUUGCCGACCGGAAGCCCGCGCUGUGUAGAGGGGGAUCCUCUGAGCUCUGGUGCGGAGGACGCCGCUCUGACAGCGCCUCCCCGGGCGGGAGUCGAACCGCGGACUCCAGAGAUGGAUCCUGGUGAUGCAGCCCAACAGGAAGCAAAGCAAAGGGAAGCAGAAAUGAGAAACAGUAUCUUAGCCCAAGUUCUGGAUCAGUCAGCCCGGGCCAGAUGUGUCAGAACAAGGUUUGAUAGAAAUACUUGAGAAAGUCAGCCAACAGACAGAAAAGAAAACAACAGUGAAAUUCAACAGAAGAAAAGUAAUGGACUCCGAUGAAGACGACGCCGAUUACUAAGAGGACGCACUUAGACAGACUUCCGGAGCAGUGUCUAGGACAGUCACCACCUUGUAAAUGUUUACUUUGUUCCCUGUCUAUAUAUGCCUUUUGAAAAAUAAACUUGUACCUCAAACUCAAA
This is a messenger RNA of Mus musculus (house mouse), 763 nucleotides long. It is a transcript of the gene Pdcd5, whose product is annotated as programmed cell death 5. Bases 117 to 551 code for a protein of 144 amino acids. The record is from RefSeq and is a predicted model, not a curated record. The transcript is spliced from 5 exons. Gene Ontology annotation, molecular function: DNA binding. Gene Ontology annotation, biological process: positive regulation of signal transduction by p53 class mediator; positive regulation of apoptotic process. NCBI's taxonomy places the organism in Eukaryota, Metazoa, Chordata, Mammalia, Rodentia, Muridae. Gene Ontology annotation, cellular component: nucleus; cytosol.